AAAAAACCUAAAUCAGAAAUUGGUAACAGUGAUAAUUCGAAAGAUCCUGAAUUAGAAGUUAGUAAUAUGAAAGAUCCUGAAUUAGAAAAUGAAAAGGAGCCUAAUACAAUAUGUUAUGAUCAGUUUGAAAAACCAUAUAGAAAACUGGAUGGGGCAUUAGCAAUUCCGUAUGAUCUUAAUAAUAUUAAGAAUUUUGGAAAUAUUGAAGAAGAGAUUUUAUCUCGCGCUGAUCAUUAUGACUUAAAAGCUAAUAGAGCCAUUACUGCAUUUGUAGCUAGAAUAAAAUAUAAAAAAAAUAUUCAACUAUGUGUUUAUCAUAAAUCUAAUAAAGCAAAUAAAAGAAUUCAUACACUUGAAACUGAACCGGAUAUGAUUAAUAUAUUAGAUGAUGUUAAAAAAAGAAUCUAUGAAAAUCUUCCAACUUGUAAUAUACACGUUCAAGGCUGUUUAAUUUCUGAAGAUGGCUGA
This is a messenger RNA of Dentiscutata heterogama, 468 nucleotides long. The record is from the annotation of a GenBank genome assembly. NCBI's taxonomy places the organism in Eukaryota, Fungi, Glomeromycota, Glomeromycetes, Diversisporales, Gigasporaceae.